Molecule: messenger RNA, 327 nt
Organism: Mesorhabditis spiculigera
Lineage: Eukaryota; Metazoa; Nematoda; Chromadorea; Rhabditida; Rhabditidae
Source: the annotation of a GenBank genome assembly
AUGCCUAAAUCCGAGUCGUGGCUGUUGACGCUCGCCCUUUUCAUCAGCAAUUACGCGAUCCAAUUCCGCGACUGGCCGCAGUUCGUCCCGCCCGGCACCCGCUUUCCGCCCAUCGAAUUCUAUUUUAAGGGAUACCCGGGAACCCGUCAAAUUUAUCCGCUCCCUCCACCCGCUCCGCCCCCUCCCGCGUCCGGUAUUUUCGGGGAUACUGCUACCCAGAAGAAGCCGAAAACGUCCACCCGCCAGCCCUCCCGAAUUUCGGAGACCAAUUUCCCGCCCGCCGCCUCGGCGGCCCUCGGCAAAAGUGGGUGGAGCUGGGCGGGCGAA